CUCCGAGCUCUCGGCAAAGGCUUGCUGGGAUACCUCAUUCCCAGUCCUGUGCAAAGGUCUGUGAUUGGGGAUGUGGUGUGCUCAGCGGGCAGGGCCCCUCCCCUGGGCUGGAUCCGCCUCUCUUAUCCCCCAGAUAAAUUACUAGUGUCCUCACUAAAUUCCUCGGCUCUCUCUCUCUCUCUCCCCUUCUCUCACACACGCUCGCUCCCUCCCUCCAACACGGGCAAAGCGGGGUUCAGGGGCGGAAGGGCAGGGAUCCUCUCUGGACUGGUAUUGCGCCUUAGUGCUGGGGGGGGGGAGGGAAGGGGAGGAAAGUACUGGCACCCCUUCUCUCCUCCGCCGCCUUGAAGUAGAUUUGAGGAGCUGCCCUUCCUCCCCACCCCUCCCCCCUUCCCGCUGGUCCCUUGGCAUCUCCAGACCAUGUCCACUGGGUCUCUCAGUGAUGUGGAAGAUCUGCAGGAGGUGGAGAUGCUGGAGUGCGAUGGCCUGAAAAUGGAUACUAACAAAGAGUUUGGGGCGUCCACCGAGAGCAACGAAGAGGGAUCCAAUGGCGAGAAUGGCUCCCCUCAGAAGGGGAGAGGGUCCUCGGGCAAGAGGAAAAAAGCUCCCCCCAAGAAGAGCCCUUUAAAUGGAGUGAGCCAGGAGGGAAAGCAGGUCCAGAGAAACGCUGCCAACGCCAGGGAGAGGGCGAGGAUGAGGGUCCUUAGCAAAGCCUUCUCCAGGCUUAAGACCACCCUGCCCUGGGUGCCCCCAGACACCAAGCUUUCCAAACUGGACACCUUGAGGCUGGCCUCCAGCUACAUCGCUCACCUGAGGCAGAUCCUCGCCAAUGACAAGUAUGAAAACGGCUACAUCCACCCAGUCAACCUGACUUGGCCUUUUAUGGUAGCCGGCAAACCCGAGAGUGACCUGAAAGAAGUGGUGAACACAAACCGCUUGUGCGGCCCGACGGCAUCCUGAGCCCCGGCGGCCGGGCCAGCACCCUCCCGGCGCGGCCGGGCAGCGGGCGGCGGGGCGGGCGCGGCCGGGACACGCCGCCGCCCCGGGCCCCGGGCAGAGCGACGGGGAGAGCCGCUCCCCCGGCGCGGAGGAGAGCGAGUGUGCCCUAGCAAAGACUCCACCCUGAGAGAUCCCGACUCUAUUUAACUUUAUUAAAUGCGUGUACAGUCGAGUGUCCCGCAACGGCAGCCUUGCUGGUUCAAGCGCUACUAGAGGAAAGACAGAGAUCAAACACAACCUACCACGCGCGUAUCUUCUGUCUGAGACCUGUGAAUUAUGUAGAUGCCUAGAAAAACCGACUUUGACAGUCAUCUCUAUGAAGUAAUUCACCCUAAAGAUAUAUAGAUAUAUUUUCUUCAAGCAGGUUUUGCUCUAUUUCUGUGAAUAAACCUUCCUUUCCACUGAA
This is a messenger RNA of Phalacrocorax carbo (great cormorant), 1405 nucleotides long. The record is from RefSeq and is a predicted model, not a curated record. NCBI's taxonomy places the organism in Eukaryota, Metazoa, Chordata, Aves, Suliformes, Phalacrocoracidae.